AUGCAGCUCAAUGCGCCCCUGUACGAAGACACAGACCAAAUCCAUCCCAGUGACAAAACCGCCGAAUUAUCCUACACCCUUGUGACUCAACCAAUCCCCACAAACGCAUUAGGAUCCAUGGCGGAUAUGAUCCGCGUGCGAGUCGAGCUGUUCGAUCUACAGGGCAACCUGGUGUCACCGGACGCAGUGCUCGUGGACCUUCUUGUUUACCAAAAUGGAAAGUACGGCAUGACCCGUAUCCGUGUCGAACCAGCUCGUGGCAGCGAUCAGGAAGGUACUUUCUAUCAAAAGAGUCAACUGUGGGUAGUGAACUACUGGAGGACCCAAUUCGGUUCCAUUUUCGAUCAGUCCAGGACUAGGACGAUGGGGCUACCCCACGAUUCAGCCCCGAUUAUGGAACCCUCCGCCCACAAAUGCGCGAUCAAGGCCAUUGGCAGUGGCACCGCAACCGACUCUACUGCCAAGACUCGUUUUUUCUCGUUCUGGGCUACUCCAGCUCAUCUUCACCACCAUACUGAACACCGUCCUCACUACAGCUACCAUCACAAGGAUUCCUCUGUCCGCACCGUCCGUCCCAUCAUGAUUCCUGCUUUGAUUGGCACUGCCGCUGGCCUGAUGGCUUGUUUGAUCGGGUUCUUCGUCGGAAGCCUGCUGAUGUCCUUGGCGGUGCGCCUCGGAUGGCAAAUGGUACUAGACCAUAGAUCACGGAUUGUCUCAGUCGAAGAAGGCAUGGUCUCUGAAAAGGCCGCCACAAUGCCGCAAGAUUACGUGACAGUUAUCUUCGAGUCGAAUAUAUGA
This is a messenger RNA of Penicillium digitatum Pd1, 798 nucleotides long. RefSeq lists its product as uncharacterized. The record is from RefSeq and is a predicted model, not a curated record. NCBI's taxonomy places the organism in Eukaryota, Fungi, Ascomycota, Eurotiomycetes, Eurotiales, Aspergillaceae.